GUUUGCGUACGGUUUGUGGACGCCAUUGACCGUUGUCCCGUGUUUAUCCCGGUUUUGAGUGCAGUGAAACAAAUAAUAUCGUCGACGGGAUACAAAUGUGCGUGGUGUAAGUGUUUUGAUAUACUUCAAUUUCACUUUCAAUUGUGAAUUCUAUCUCUUGGUGCCCAACACUCAGAGGUUCUAUUCUAAAAAAAUAACCUCGUCUGCUAGUGGGGUGUUGUUUUAGUGUUUUCGAAAAUACAACAAAGCCGACACAGGAGGAUACGUUACUUCGAAAUGCCCGUCAGAAAGCAAGAGGCUCAUCGCGCGCUGGAGCUAUUAGAAGACUACCACUCCAAGCUUAUCAAGCCCCAGGAUAAGCAGCUACGUCUGGCCAUCGAGAGGGUCAUCCGCAUCUUCAAAUCUCGUCUCUUCCAAGCUUUACUAGGUAAAGAAAACAGUGAACGUCUGACGAUAGCUAAACGUUUUGGUAAGAAUAUAAAUAGAACCAUAAAAUACUAAUGUUUUUGGGAUUGGUGAUGGGAGCUAGACA
This is a messenger RNA of Macrosteles quadrilineatus (aster leafhopper), 532 nucleotides long. Its product is annotated as disks large 1 tumor suppressor protein-like. Lineage: Eukaryota; Metazoa; Arthropoda; Insecta; Hemiptera; Cicadellidae. The coding region runs from base 277 to 501 and encodes 74 amino acids. Gene Ontology annotation, molecular function: protein binding. The record is from RefSeq and is a predicted model, not a curated record. The transcript has 3 exons.